This is a messenger RNA of Dermatophagoides pteronyssinus (European house dust mite), 5512 nucleotides long. It is a transcript of the gene Ptp69D, whose product is annotated as Protein tyrosine phosphatase 69D. Gene Ontology annotation, biological process: protein dephosphorylation. The record is from RefSeq and is a predicted model, not a curated record. Gene Ontology annotation, molecular function: protein tyrosine phosphatase activity; protein binding. Lineage: Eukaryota; Metazoa; Arthropoda; Arachnida; Sarcoptiformes; Pyroglyphidae.
GAAUUCAUAUUGUAAAACAACAACAACGACUACAGUGAAGAGAAAAAUGUACGAAAAUAAUCGAAAAUAUUGUCCAGCAACAAAUUAUAGUCAUUAUUUUUUAAAUUUUCAUCAUCAUCACAAUCGCCAUCAUCGUCAUUAUCAUCGAAAUUUUUCUAUUCGAACAUUAUCAUUUUUUAUAUUCAUUAUUUGGUUACAAAUAUUUCAUAAUGUACAAUCAUCAUCAUCAUCAGCUCAAUUUGAUGAAGAAUCAAGUGCAAAACAAAUGGUGGUGGCUUCAUCCACCACCACCACCAUCAUUCCUUCAUCAUCAUCGAAUGAUAGUUUUUAUCAACAACAACAACAACAGGAAAGAGCUUCAACAACAACAACAACAACAUUGUCAUUAUCAUCAAACACUAUGGAAACAACGGAAACAACAAAUGAAAUUCCUAUUACAUCAACUACUGUAAUCAAUACAAUUUCAAUGGAUUUUCAAAAUUCUGAAGAUCAAAUCAAUAAAUCAAAUACAUCGAUUAAUUCAACAUCCAUGAAUGAAACUGAAAAUUCCUUCAACAACCAUCAAACAUUAUCAACGAAUGCUAAUACAUUAUUUAAACCGGAAUUCAUUUUAAAUCUAACUGCAAGUUCAUCAUUUGUAUCAAAUUGUACGGAUGUUGAAUUUUAUUGUGAAAUAUUAUUACCAUCAAAAUCAAUUCCGGAUAAUGAUAAUAAUAAUAAAAUAAAUUCAUCAACAAUUUGGUGGACAUUUCGUGACCAAAAUGUUUCAUCAUCAACACUUCCAGGUGGAAGAGUGAUAAAUCGUCCAGAUAAUUUAUAUUUAUCAAUAUUAAAUAUUGAAUGUGCUCAAUUUGGUGUACAUGAUGGUGAUUAUAGUUGUCAUUCAUCAUCAUCAUCAUCAUUAUCAUCAUCGACAGAAAUCUCAGGAUCUCAACAACAAUUUUCAAUUAUAACAAAUAGUUCAAAUUUACAUUUUGAAAUUUCGGUUCUGGUAAUGGAAUCAAUCGAUCAACAAAAUCGUACAAUAAGUGAAGAAAUUGAUUCUUCAGUACAAUUACGUUGUCAUGUACUUGGUUAUCCUAAACCAAAUAUUAUUUGGCAAAGAUAUGAUCCAAAAACAUUGAUUACAACCGAUAUUGAAUCAGAUGGUCGUAUUGAAAUUGAACAUCAAUUUUUACCGGAAUCAUCGGAUGAUCUAGUAGAAAAUCAAAUAAAUCCAUUAAAAUUAUUUCAAAGUAUAUUACAUUUUGAAACAUUACGUCGUUCAGAUAAUGGUACAUAUAUUUGUCGUGCAAUCGAUAUUCAUCAAAAAUUAGAAAAACCAAAAACACAAGAAUUUAAUGUAAUCGUAUUGGAAGUUCCGGAAAUUCAUAUCGAAAAAAUUGAAAUCGAAAACAAAACAACAGCUAUCAUUUCAUUUGUUAUUGAUUUCGAUGGUAAUCUUCCAAUUGAAAAAUUUAUACUUGAAUUACGAAACUAUACGAAUGAUGAUGAUUAUGAUGAUAAUCAUAAUGAAAAUUUAACUAGAUGGAUCCGGUUGGAAACACCAUCACCCGAAUCAAUAUUAAUCAAACAUAAUUAUUCAAUAAUAAAUGUAGAUAAUCUUGUACAUGCAGCUACAUAUGGUUUUCGUUUAGCUGCAACAAAUCGAAUUGUUGGUCAAUCAGAAUGGAGUUUGAUGAAUAUAACCGUACCAGCCGAUGUACCUAGUCCAAUUAAUAAUGUACAUUUAUUAUCCAAAUCAAAUGAAACAUUAUUAUUUGGAUGGAGAAGACCAUUACAUGAUAAUGGUGCACCAAUAAUACAGUUUCAUCAAAUACUUAAAGAUAAUAAUAAUGUGAUAAUUUGGAAUCAAACAAUCAAUAAUACACAAUCACGUAAUAAACAUAUGUCAUUAUUUUCAAAUCUACAACCAGGUACACAUUAUUCAUUUCAAAUUCGUGCCUGUUCACAGAUUGGUUGUGGUGAUUGGUCAUCAAUAUUCGAAGUGAUUACAUCGGAUGGUCAUUCGGAUCCACCGAAAAAUAUUCAUAUUGAAUGUUUUUUUGAUGAAAAAUUAAUACAAACAAAUGCAACAAUCACAUGGGAAGAACCAUCAAAUCCACGUGGUUUAAUUGUUGGUUAUAAUAUAUCAUUACGUGGCCAUACAACACAAUCACAAAGAUUUUUUGAAUCAUUUGAACAAUCAUAUCUGGUGAAUAGUAAUCAAACAUUUUUAUAUGAAACAAUAUUGAAACCAAAUUCAAAUUAUACUGUAAGAAUUUGUGCAAUAAAUAAAUCUGGAUGUGGACAAUUAUCACCAUUAACCUCAUCAUCAAUGUGCCAAUCAAGUCCAACUGUUCCGUCCGAAUUUCCUUCUGGUAUACGUUUAGAACGUAUUCGAUUAUCAUCAUCAUCGCCAUCAUCGCCAUCAUUAUCAAUUUCAACAAGUAAUAGCCAUUAUUCUGGUCUUACAGAUAAAGAAACUUUACAUCAACCAUUUAUUGGUCAACAACAACAUAAUCAUAAUCAUUAUCAACAACAACAACAAACAAAACAACCAAAACCAGAACGACAAUUAAAAUUAUAUGUGCCAAGAAUUUCCGAACGUAAUGGUCCAUUUCGUUGUAUUCGCGUUAUUGUGAUACGUCUUCCAUCUCCCAAUUCUUCUUCUCCUGCUUCUUCUCUAUCACCGAUUUCAUCAACAAAUAUUUCAUCGCAAUCACUAUCGUAUAAUAUUAGUAAUAAUAAUACUGAUCAACAACAACAACAACAAAGUGAUAUAUUUAGCCAUUUUCUUGAUCAAGAAAAUGGUCAAAUUCCAUUAAGUACUUAUCGAAUGGUACAUUCAAAAUAUAAUACAAAUACAUUUGGUGCUUAUAUUGCAAAAGAAUUUACAUCCGAAUCAUUUCCAAAUGAAAUAAUAUUAGGUGAUGGUAGAAUAUCACGUUGUUAUAAUGAUGCAUUAGAAUAUGAUCUCAAAUCACGUAUUAAACAUAGUCAACAUUAUCAGAAACAACAACAACAUUUGAAACCCGAUGAACAUAUUGGAGGUUUGGAUGAUAAUCGAUCUCCAAGACGAAUUAAUUAUGAGCUUCAAACAACUAGACAACCAUCAAAUAGUUCACAAGAAAAUGAAUCCAUAAAUGAUGAAAUUUUCGAUUUAGAUGAUGAACAUCUAGUUGAAGAUUUAGAAUUAUUUCCAAAUACAUAUUAUUCAGCUUCAAUUGAAGUUACUGUUAUGGCUGUUAAUCAUACAUUAUUAGUUGAACAAAGUCCAUGGACUGAACCGAUUCGUACUGUACCAAUAUUGACAAUGUUUUCACAAUCAAAUAAUUCAUUUUCCGAAACAACAACUGGAAUUAUAUAUGGAACUUUCUGUGGUUUAUUAUUGAUAAUGAUAUUAUUUUUUUCAAUACUUUGUUUUCUGAAACGUAAAGCAACCGAAGCAACAACACCAGUUUUAUUAGAUGAUGAAAGAAUUGGUUUAACAAAUUUUCUUCGACGUACAUUGAUCGGUCGAAAACAUAGUAAAGAUCAUCAAACACUUUUUUAUCAAUUAAAUUUUAAUUCAACACAAGCUGUAAAAAAAUGGGCAUCCAAACCGAUACCGAUACAGAAUUUAGUGGCCGUUUUUCAACAACGACGUACCAAUUCGGAUUUUCUUUUUCAAGCCGAAUUUGAAUCACUUCCUGAAAGUUUUCCGGAUCGUACAACAAUUGAAAGUGAUCGAAUUGAAAAUGUAACAAAAAAUCGAUAUCCGGACAUAAAAUCAUAUGAUCAAACAAGAGUAGUUUUGAAAAAGAUUGAUGAUAUUGAAGGAUCGGAUUAUAUAAAUGCUGAUUUUGUAAAUGGCGGCCUUGUUAAUAAACAGGACAAACGUUUUAUUUGUGCACAGGGACCAACACAAAAAACUGUACCAGAUUUUUGGCGUAUGAUAUAUGAACAACAAUGUUGCAUAAUUGUAAUGUUGACCGGCAUCGAAGAACAAGGCCGAAUAAAAUGUGCACAAUAUUGGAAUGAUAAAAAUGAUGAUAAAAAUGAUGAUGAUGAUGAUGAUGAACAAUCAUUAUCAUUUCCGGAUGCAUUUCCAUCAAGUCCAUUUAUUAUAACUACUAUAUUUCGUCGUGAAUAUUCUGAUUAUGUUAUUAGAAGAUUUAAUUUAAAAAAUACUAAAACUAAUGAAUGUCGUGAUAUAAUACAUUUUCAUUUUGUUGCAUGGAAAGAUUUUCUUGCACCAGAUCAACCAUCAUGGUUACUUCGUUUUAUAAAACGUGUUAAUGAACAUUAUUGCGUUGAUCGUGGUCCAAUUGUUGUACAUUGUUCGGCUGGUGUUGGACGUACUGGAACAUUUAUUGCAAUUGAUUCGUUAAUUAGUCGGAUUGAUGAUGGUGCACAAGAUAUUAAUGUAUUUGAAUGUGUUUCUAGUCUACGUUAUCAACGUAAUUUUUUAGUACAAUCAUUACGACAAUAUAUAUUUGUUUAUCGUGCCAUAAUGGAAUAUGUUGAAUUUGGUGAUACUGAAAUUGAAGCUGGACAUAUACGUGAUCAUUAUAAACAAUUAAAAGAACAGAAAACUGAAUCCGGUAAUGGUGUUUUUACUGAAUUUGAGAAAUUGAGCGAAGUAUUCGAAGAACCAAAAUCCUGUGUAGUUGGCCAAUUGGAAACAAAUAAACAUAAAAAUCGUUAUUCAUUCAUUAUUCCAUAUGAUAUAAACAGAGUGAUAUUGAAUCCAUCGCAAGAUACUUGCUAUAUCAAUGCAUCGUUUAUUCAGGGUUAUGAUCAUACACUUUCAUUUAUUGUUGCACAAGAUCCACUUGAACAUACUGUUAAUGAAUUUUGGUGGAUGAUUGCUGAACAUGCUGUUUCAACAUUGGUUAUGUUAGCUGAAAUUGGUGACGGGCAAAAUAAAUGUCAUCAAUAUUGGCCACAAUCAGUAGAUUCAACAUUUGAUUGUGAUUUUGUUAAAGUAAAACUGAUUGAAGAAGAAAUGUUUCAAUAUUAUGUUAAACGUGUUUUUCAUAUUACUAAAAAGAAGACUAAUAAAAGCCAUGUUGUAAAUCAAUAUCAAUUUUUUUCAUGGAAAUCCGGUGUUGUUGUACCCGAAUCAACCAAAUCAUUAAUCACAUUGACCGAUGCGGUUUUGUUGGCCAAUAACCCGAAUAAUAAUAAUAAUAAUAAUAAUGGUCAAGAAAAUAUAAAUUAUACGAAAUAUAAUGGGAAAUUUUCAUCAUCAUCAUCAUCAUCAUCAUCACCCAUUUUAGUUCAUUGUAGUGGUGGUGGUGAUCGAUCGUCAGUAUUUGUUUCAUUUGCUAGUCUUGUACGACAAUUACAAUUGGAAGAAAGAGUUGAUGUAUUUCAAACAGCUAGAUAUACAAAAUCACAACGACAUUGUAUGUUACAAACUAUUGCUCAAUAUGACUUUUUAUAUCGUUGUCUUAUCGACUAUAUGGAUUGUCAUCAUAUUUGUAACAAUAGUGAUACACAACUAUAAAAAAAAAUUUCAUAUGCAAAACAUCAGAUGGAUGGAAAG